AUGCCACCUAUCGUACUGAAAAUAGAAGGAAACGAAUCCUUCUUACCACUCUCCAACCUUGAUCAAGACGAAUUAUCAAAAACAUGGCGAGUGUGUACCAAAGUCAAAGAUUCCCUCGAAAAUGGUUCUAGGCUCGAGAAUUUGUCAUGGAGACUAUGGUUUAUACAAAACGUUCUUGUUAGCAAUGACGUCAAAUCCAACCAUAAGUACCAGAAAUGGUCUAAAAGGACCACACAACAGAUGGAAACAGAGGAAGAGCUUGAACCAACAAAGCCGUUAAAGCAGCAGCAGCAGCAGCAACUCAGUGUCAAUGAAACACCAGAGUCAGUUUUAGACUACAGUCUGGACGAAAUCAAGCCUGUUGCAACUGAAAAUUUCAUAUUGAAUCAAUUUACCUCUGACCAAGAGGGUGAUUUGAUGAUUGAAUUGAAGGAUAUUUUCCCUUUUGGCAUGCAGGACUUUAUUGAUACCAAUGCUCCAGCAGCAUCUACGACUACAUCGACAACAGCCAACGAGAAGCAAGCAACAGACAUUGCUAUGAGUGCAUCACCAUGGUUACCGAAUAACCAAAUGUACCCUCCCAACCAAGUCAAUGCCAAUCAUUACCCUACUACCACUGCCAACUCCAUGCCGUAUGCCUCAGCACCUAGCGUACCACAAUCACUGUCCAACAACUAUGCAAAUUCAACUUUAUUCAUGGACCCCAUUUCUGGGAUUCACUCCUUGUUUGCAGAUCAUCUAGAGAUUCCCUCACUCACCAUGCCUACCGGUGUGAGCCCAGGCAUGCCAAAUUAUCAACAAAUGCAAUCACAACCACCAUCACAACAGCCGUAUCAACAACAAGCGCAGCAAGAUUUAGUCGUUGAUUUCAAUAAUGCGGCGUAUGUUGCUGCCGCUGCCGCUGCAACUGCUGCUGCAUUAACGACACUACCGAAUGCCACACUCCACAACAAACUACUCGCCACAUUACCGCCACAGACACUGGCUUCUGCAGAGAGGUUACUCUCUCCUGCAAAGAGACGUCCAUCCGCAAUGGCAUCGCCAGCACCGUCGCAACAACAUCAACAACAAAAGCCAUACACUUCUUCGCCUUUAAGCUUUAUACCAAACAAUAGCAAUAAAUUUGUGAACCCACCAAGUACAGCCGCAUCAAACGCAGUGAAUAGCAACCCGCAACAUUACUAUAAUACGUUUCAGUUGAAUCCCUGCAACAGCGCUCUAUCAUCCACACCAGCAUCAGUGUCUGCUAAAAAGAAAUACCACGCCUCCACACCGACAUCUACCACAUCUAACCCAUCUUCCUCGCUCUCUUCUUCUGUUACUACGGACGAAAAGCCUCCCGUCUGCAGCAAUUGUGAUGCCACCUCGACACCUCUUUGGAGACGAUCUGCUGAUGAUAAAAUUCUUUGCAAUGCUUGUGGAUUAUAUCUCAAAUUACACAACGCACCUAGGCCGAAGCAUUUAAAGCCGACUACAGGAACAAGGAAGCACGAAUCCAAUGAUCCAAUGGAAGAUGUCACUACGGAUGAGCAGAAAGACGAUACCGAAAAGCAAAUGCAACAGCAACAACUGCAGAGUACGGAUUCACAAACUGUGUGUUCCAAUUGCGGAACUGUCAAAACGCCACUAUGGCGACGGGACAUAGAAGGAGCCCCUUUAUGUAACGCUUGCGGUUUAUAUUUGAAAUUGCACAAUGAAAAACGACCGCUUUCAAUGAAGACAGAUGUGAUUAAAAAACGACAACGAACAGAGGCACUCAUUGCCUCCACUAUUUCGGACGAUCAGCUGAAGAAACCUCGCUAUUAUGACCAACAAUCGCUGUAUUCAUCGGAACAUGGAUCUACGUUAGGAUACAGAAAUGCAGCUUCCUCACUACCAGGUACUGGUAUCUUGAUGAUGACUACAAAUAAUAAUAGCAGCAGCAGCAGCAGUAUUAGUAGUAAUGGAAGCCAUGCUGGUCAAAAGUCCUCUUGA
This is a messenger RNA of Mucor velutinosus, 1974 nucleotides long. RefSeq lists its product as uncharacterized. Gene Ontology annotation, molecular function: RNA polymerase II cis-regulatory region sequence-specific DNA binding; DNA-binding transcription factor activity, RNA polymerase II-specific; zinc ion binding. The transcript has 3 exons. Gene Ontology annotation, biological process: negative regulation of transcription by RNA polymerase II; positive regulation of transcription by RNA polymerase II. The record is from RefSeq and is a predicted model, not a curated record. Lineage: Eukaryota; Fungi; Mucoromycota; Mucoromycetes; Mucorales; Mucoraceae. Bases 1 to 1974 code for a protein of 657 amino acids.